Messenger RNA from Saccharomyces mikatae IFO 1815, 1794 nucleotides. RefSeq names its product alpha-1,2-mannosyltransferase MNN2 (gene MNN2). Lineage: Eukaryota; Fungi; Ascomycota; Saccharomycetes; Saccharomycetales; Saccharomycetaceae. Gene Ontology annotation, molecular function: alpha-1,2-mannosyltransferase activity. The record is from RefSeq and is a predicted model, not a curated record. Gene Ontology annotation, biological process: mannan biosynthetic process. The coding region runs from base 1 to 1794 and encodes 597 amino acids. The transcript has a single exon. Gene Ontology annotation, cellular component: Golgi apparatus.
AUGCUGCUUACCAAAAGAUUUGCAAAGCUAUUCAAGCUGACGUUCUUAGUUUUGAUAUUAUGCGGGCUGUUCGUCGUUACAAACAAAUACAUGGAUGAGAACACGUCUGUCAAGGACUACAAAAAGUACCUGCUCGAUAAUAUCAACAGUUACUCUAGCAAGCAUUCUUCUUCCUCAGACAACGCUGGUGCAGACGAUUCCAGUUCAUUGAAGGGCAAUGAUAAGGUAAGUAAUGAAAAGUUAAAAAGCUUUUAUAACAAUGUUUUCAACUUCCUGAUGCUGGAUUCACCCACGGGGAAGUCUGCAAGAAAAUACAAUGAGGCAUGUCAGUUGAGCGGUGACAUUGGAGAUCGUCCCGAUCAAUAUGAAGAACUGUAUAAGUUAUCUGCCAACGAGCUGUCUAAGUGUUUGGAACUAUCUCAAGAUGAAGUAGCAAGAUUGACCAAAAGCCAUAAGGAUUAUGUGGACCAUAUAGCCUCUCUAGCCCUACCAAAGGGCACUUACAAAGGCUCUGGUAUAGCCACCGUUGGUGGUGGUAAGUUUUCUCUUAUGUCCUUUUUGAUCAUCAAGACACUAAGAAAUAUGGGGACGACUCUUCCUGUAGAGGUACUCAUUCCUCCUGGUGAUGAAGGUGAAAGUGAAUUCUGUAACAAAAUUUUGCCCAAUUAUAACGCCAAGUGUAUCUACGUUUCAGAUAUCCUUCCCUUGGAGACGAUUGAAAAAUUUACUUUCAAAGGAUACCAGUUCAAAUCAUUGGCCCUUGUUGCUUCUAGUUUUGAAAAUUUGCUUUUAUUGGAUGCUGAUAAUUUCCCAAUCAAACCUUUAGACAAUAUAUUCAAUGAGGAACCAUAUUUAUCAACAGGCUUGGUCAUGUGGCCCGAUUUCUGGAGGCGUACCACUCACCCAUUGUACUACGAAAUUGCAGAUAUUACUGUAAAUAUGAAGAAUAGAGUCCGUAACUCUCAAGACGAUCUCACCCCUCCUGCUAUAUAUACAAAGAAUUCGAAUGACUUGGGUGGCGUUCCACUGAGUGAUCUAGAUGGUACAAUUCCGGACGUCUCUACAGAAUCUGGCCAGUUGAUGAUAAACAAAACCAAGCAUUUGGCUACUGCCUUGUUAUCCUUAUUCUAUAACGUCAAUGGCCCAAACUGGUAUUACCCAAUAUUCUCUCAAAAAGCAGCAGGUGAAGGUGAUAAGGAAACGUUUAUUGCCGCCGCUAACUUCUAUGGUCUAUCUUUCUAUCAAGUUAAAACUAGGACAGGGGUCGAAGGCUACCAUGAUAAGGAGGGAUUUCAUGGUGUAGCAAUGUUACAACACGACUUUGUCCAGGAUUAUAGCCGCUAUUUAACUGCUUCCAAGAGCAUCACCAAUAAGUACAAGGACAUUAAAUCAUCUGCUGCCAUCAAGUACGACAAGAAUUACUCUCUUGAAAAAUAUACCAAAGAAUUUUUUGAUAACGAGGACUUGAAAGCCAAGGAUCAUGUAGAUGUUAUGUUCAUUCAUUCAAACUUGCCAAAGUUCGACCCAUACACUCUAUCUGAAACCAAUUUUUUGACCACAGAUGAUAAACCUGCCCGUUCAUUUACCGCCUUACAUAAGGUUCAGAAUUACGAUAUCGAACUGGAGAAUUUCAAAGUUUUAAAGGAAUAUGUUUGUGAUAAAAAGAAUCCUUUCAAGUACUUGGACGAUAAAUUAGGUGAAGACAAGAAAGAAUGGAGAAGAAUGUGUGAUUACAUCGCCAAAAGACUGCAAUUUUUAGAAUCUACUCACGAUAAGGUGAUUGCCGGUAAUUAA